Molecule: messenger RNA, 4843 nt
Organism: Mus caroli (Ryukyu mouse)
Lineage: Eukaryota; Metazoa; Chordata; Mammalia; Rodentia; Muridae
Gene: Slc6a17
Product: solute carrier family 6 member 17
Biological process (GO): proline transport; sodium ion transmembrane transport; alanine transport
Cellular component (GO): synaptic vesicle; plasma membrane
Source: RefSeq, a predicted model, not a curated record
CUUUCGGAAAGCGAGGGAACAGCGCGCGCCGCGCUCCGCCCAGCUCCGUUCCGCUCCGCAGAGCCGACGCGGACCGGGCACGGGGACGACGGCACUCGGCCGGGGCCUUCGCAGCCACGCGCUCCCUCCGCGGCGGGAUCUGAACCCCGGGGUGGCUCCCUAGAGCCCCGAGCGAGCGGAGGGCGGGAGCAGGGUUGGGACUGGCGGCGACGGAGGGAGCGACAAGCCAGCUGAGUCGCGUGCGCCGGCGCGCGCAGCUCCAGGUCCCCCAGCCCUAGCUGGGGCCUGUCACUGCCUGACUCCACUUGCCCUCGGGAAGGACGGUGCACCCACGACCCGUCCGGGACCACGGCCACUCGGCGGAAAUCCAGGGGCCGAGUCCGCGCGACGGCCCACGCGGGACAGGCUUUUGGAUGAGAAAAAGCUGACAGGAACCGAGCCCCACCUUCUCUGUGUGCCGGGGAACAGGGCUACACGGCCCCAGUGGCACCCAUGCCGAAGAACAGCAAGGUGACCCAGCGCGAACACAGCAAUGAGCAUGUCACCGAGUCAGUGGCUGACUUGCUGGCCCUGGAGGAGCCUGUGGACUACAAGCAGAGUGUACUGAACGUGGCCGGUGAGACAGGUGGCAAGCAGAAGGUGGCGGAGGAGGAGCUGGACACAGAGGACCGGCCAGCCUGGAAUAGCAAGCUGCAGUACAUCCUGGCCCAGAUCGGCUUCUCUGUGGGCCUGGGCAACAUCUGGAGGUUUCCCUACCUGUGCCAGAAAAAUGGAGGAGGUGCCUACCUGGUGCCCUAUCUGGUGCUGCUGAUCAUCAUUGGCAUCCCCCUCUUCUUUCUGGAGCUGGCUGUGGGCCAGAGGAUCCGCCGUGGCAGCAUUGGUGUGUGGCACUAUGUGUGCCCCCGCCUGGGGGGCAUCGGCUUUUCCAGCUGUAUUGUCUGCCUCUUCGUUGGGCUGUACUACAAUGUGAUCAUUGGGUGGAGCGUCUUCUAUUUCUUCAAAUCUUUCCAGUACCCACUGCCCUGGAGUGAAUGUCCUGUCAUCAGGAAUGGGACUGUAGCAGUGGUGGAGCCUGAGUGUGAGAAGAGCUCAGCUACUACCUACUUUUGGUACCGAGAGGCCUUGGACAUCUCCAACUCGAUCUCAGAGAGUGGGGGCCUCAACUGGAAGAUGACACUCUGCCUCCUUGUGGCCUGGAGCAUCGUGGGCAUGGCUGUCGUCAAGGGCAUCCAGUCCUCUGGAAAGGUAAUGUAUUUCAGCUCCCUCUUCCCUUACGUGGUGUUGGCCUGCUUCCUGGUCCGGGGGCUGCUGCUUCGAGGGGCAGUGGAUGGCAUCCUGCACAUGUUCACUCCUAAGCUGGACAAGAUGCUGGACCCCCAGGUGUGGCGGGAGGCAGCCACACAGGUCUUCUUCGCCCUGGGGCUGGGCUUUGGAGGCGUCAUCGCCUUUUCCAGCUACAACAAACAGGACAAUAACUGCCACUUCGAUGCUGCCCUGGUGUCCUUCAUCAACUUCUUCACCUCGGUGUUGGCCACCCUCGUGGUGUUUGCUGUGCUGGGCUUCAAAGCCAACAUCAUGAAUGAGAAGUGUGUGGUCGAGAAUGCUGAGAAAAUUCUAGGGUACCUCAACUCCAAUGUCUUGAGCCGGGACCUCAUCCCACCUCACGUCAACUUCUCACACCUGACUACCAAGGACUACUCAGAGAUGUACAGCGUGAUCAUGACUGUUAAAGAGAAGCAGUUCCCAGCCCUGGGCCUGGAUCCCUGCCUCUUGGAGGAUGAGCUGGACAAGUCUGUGCAGGGCACAGGCCUGGCCUUCAUCGCCUUCACUGAGGCCAUGACACAUUUCCCGGCCUCCCCGUUCUGGUCCGUCAUGUUCUUCCUGAUGCUCAUCAACCUGGGCCUGGGCAGCAUGAUCGGAACCAUGGCAGGGAUCACCACACCUAUCAUCGACACCUUCAAGGUGCCCAAGGAGAUGUUCACAGUGGGCUGCUGUGUCUUUGCAUUCUUCGUGGGGCUGUUGUUCGUCCAGCGCUCCGGAAACUACUUUGUCACCAUGUUUGAUGACUAUUCGGCCACCCUGCCACUCACCGUCAUCGUCAUCCUUGAGAACAUCGCUGUGGCCUGGAUUUAUGGAACCAAGAAGUUUAUGCAGGAGCUGACAGAGAUGCUGGGCUUCCGGCCGUAUCGAUUCUAUUUCUACAUGUGGAAGUUUGUGUCUCCACUGUGCAUGGCUGUGCUCACCACAGCCAGCAUCAUCCAGCUGGGGGUGUCGCCCCCAGGCUACAGUGCCUGGAUCAAGGAGGAGGCUGCUGAACGCUACUUGUACUUCCCCAACUGGGCCAUGGCACUGCUGAUCACCCUCAUUGCCGUGGCCACCCUGCCCAUCCCUGUGGUGUUCAUCCUGCGGCACUUCCACCUGCUCUCCGACGGGUCCAACACCCUCUCUGUGUCCUACAAGAAGGGCCGCAUGAUGAAGGACAUCUCCAAUCUGGAGGAGAACGAUGAGACGCGCUUCAUCCUCAGCAAGGUGCCCAGUGAGGCGCCCUCCCCCAUGCCCACCCACCGCUCCUAUCUGGGGCCUGGCAGCACAUCACCCUUGGAGAACAGCAACAAUCCCAACGGACGCUAUGGAAGCGGCUACCUCUUGGCCAGCACCCCUGAGUCAGAGCUGUGACCACAGCUCCACCCUGCCUGCCUCCCCUCAAUACCCAACCUGCCCAUUUGUCUGGGCCUGGUCUCUUCCUCCAUGGUGGCCACCAGACCCAGGCCAGUCCAAGGAGAGAGGAUCUGUCCUGUCUUGUUCCCCACCCAAGUCCCAGCAGACUCCCUACCUAUGAGCAGAGGACUGGGGACAAUUCAGUCCCUAUUCCAGGCCCCCAACCCAUGUAACUUUUUGAGAACUCUUGCCAAGUUGCAGUCAUGUAACCACAAAAUCCCAGUAUGGGGGGACUUCAAGUGGACACUUUAGGAGUCACCUCCCCCUCUCCCUGUAAAACCUAUCACUUGUAGUUCUUGGGUCUCAGGGAGGGUCCAUUUGUGCUGCUGGUCACGGUGGGGGGUGUUGGACAGAGGGUUUAGGGCUGAGGGUGCAGGAUGUAGGUGUUAGCCCAGCCUGCCACAAGACCAGGACUCAUCGUCCUGUCCAGCCCCGCCAGGCUGCUCCUGAGUUAAGAUAGAGAUAGGGAUGCGUGUAUCAGGUCUCAGGCUUUGCUUUGCCAGAAGGUAUAUGGAGUCUCCUCAAUUCUAUCUUUUGAGAAAGGUGGAGACCUCUCAGGCUUAAGCAUGAACGCUGCCAUAGAAUGAAAUGAAUCCACAGCCAGCUCGUGGAGCCUUUGAAUGUCCCUGUCUACCCCGACAGGUCCUGCCCGAGAGCACAGUGAUGGGGUCACUUUAACUAGGGCUUAGCCAUUUCUCAAUCUCCUCUAUCCAACCUGGAGCCACGGGUGGAGGUCUUUGCCUCUGUCCCAGAAAGAAAAGGGCACAGUGCACAAUGGGUGAGGUUUCCAGAGCACAAUUUGCAGGUUCCCAGCACAAUCUAGAUGGUUCGGAGCACAAGAGAAACAAGCGCACCUCACCUGGAGCCCCAUCUUCUCCUUAGUGGCAGCUUCUCCCCUGGAUUGAGGGUUCCUGGAGGUCAGAGGUGUGUCACCAGGAGCCCUUGUUUCUAAGGAAAGACAGGUAAACUCACUGCCCUCUCUGGCUGCCACUCACUCUCCUUGUUGUACAAGCACAGCCGCUGGUGUGCACAUCAUGUGGAGACACCUUGGGAGCCUUUCCCUGACUUCCCCCAGCCUGUUCAGGGAAGUGGCACAGGCAGUUCUGGGCAGCGGAGAGCCUCUGGUCUUAGGCUCCAAGGGAGAUAUGAUCUAUGGCACUGUCCCUGACCACCUUUCAAGGCUCCUCUGGGAGGAAGGCUGCUUCAGAGCGGCCUGUGAGGAUUCGGAAGCUGACCUGAGACUCAGAGUAUCUCUCUGUAGUAUCACCUUAGAGAGAUGGGUGUAUGGACUUAUAUGGUUGGCUGGCUGGGAUGGACAGAUGGAUGGGUGCAUGGAUGGGGUCACCUUAGCUAGGGUUUAGUCAUUUCUCAAUCUCUCCUUCCAACCUGGAGCCAGGGGUGAUGGCCUUACAUACAAACAUCCAUACACACACACACACAAACCACACACACACACAAACACACACACACAUGCACAUGCACACACACACGCACACACAUGCACACACACACACACACUGUUUCUAUCUUUGAAAGUUCUGGUCGGCAAGAACAGACCUGGGCACCUGCCAGAGAUUCCUGGGUCAUUGUUGUGGCCUAAAUUUCCCUCAGUCCUGAGAGGGACAGUCUAGGCCCAGAUGUCCACCACUUGCUCCUAAAGCCUCCUGGACACCUCCCUCCCUAGCCUGAGAGGUCCCCCACCCUCAGCCUGACAUCUCUUAUUCCUCAGUUCCACACACCUUCUCUCACUUCUAGCCUUCUUGGUCCCACCUGUCCUAGUAUUUAAGGUGAGAGGGAAAUGAGCUUUGGGGCGGGGCAUCCCACCAUCGGCCCCUCACCUGACAACACCCCCUAGCUGGCCCCGUGCCUAGUCCUGAGCAGAAUUAGAAAACAGGAAAGCCAGGCCCUAGCAGAGACUCCACUCUCUCUCCUCCUCUCCACAUGCUAUUUCUAUUGUACAUUCAAUCUGUACAUGUGGGUGUAGAUGCUGUGAAAUGACAAACCCAAUAUUAUACUGUGGCUGGUGGACUAUUUUCAUCCUCAGUGCCGUACAGAUCUAUUUUCAUUGUAUAUUUGAUAUAUUUUUAAUUUUGUAGCGUGGCUGGGCCAGGCCCCAGCCUGUGAG